Zootermopsis nevadensis is the source of this 2815-nucleotide messenger RNA. RefSeq names its product integral membrane protein GPR180. NCBI's taxonomy places the organism in Eukaryota, Metazoa, Arthropoda, Insecta, Blattodea, Termopsidae. Gene Ontology annotation, biological process: response to pheromone; G protein-coupled receptor signaling pathway. The record is from RefSeq and is a predicted model, not a curated record.
UGUAUAUUGUAAUCCCAAAUGGCGAUCACCGAUUAGAAUGAGAUAGUGUGUCGUUUAAUGGAGUAGCUGAAAAUUCAUUAUCAGUAGAUAAGUCUGUAUGUAUCAGAUUGUGUCGAAACAUAGUAGAUUGUUUCACAGAGUCAACUUGUAAACGUUCUAACACAGUAACUCCAUGAUAGAUUCCUCAACGAUGUGUUUGCAUGAUCGUCUGACCGGGGCUAUUUGAAACCUGACUUUUUUUUACAACAUGGUCUCCAGGAAACAGAUGGGAGCAAUGUGUGUGUCAAAGUGUGUUUCUCUUUUGCGUGCUGGUGGUUGUAUGUUUUAUGUAUUUGUACUUUUGUCAGUUCUUAUACAACAUGCGGACUGUAGUCAUGUUACAGGUACUUGGAAUACGAAAGAUUUUUUUAAGUUCCUGAUAAAAUUUGGAUUUAAAAAGACCGAUGUGCACAACUCGAAGGAUACGUCAGGAUACAUUUUUGGCAAUAUUACUGCUAAAACAAAUUUUACUCAAAAUGUGACAUUUGCUGUGCUGGAUAGAGGAUACUUUUUAGAAUAUUAUGGAAAUAGAACUAUUGCAAAUAAAGAAAAGGCAUGCACUCAAAUGUUCAAAAAAAUCAGCACCAUUGCUUAUGACUCUAGUUGCUAUGAUCAGGGGGAAGAUUUUUUGAGAAAAGUCCCGUGUCCGAAAGGGAGUGUUUGCGUGGAUGAAGAUGCACCGUGGAAUGUAGUGAAAGGACAUCAAUUUACAUUUGUCAUUGAAGAUUUAAUGCAACCAAGGUUCUGGUACAUAAGCUUGGUUGCAUGCUACAGGAACCUGACUACAUGCAAGUGGCAUCAUAUAGAUCAGGAUUUGGAGCUGGAGUAUGAUAUCUGGCUUGUCAAUGGAAGUCCAAAUGUCAGCAGCUUUAAUCCCUUGGUGUACCAGUUUUCUUUUGACAGACAGGACACAGUGGAACUUUAUCUUGUGUUCUUUCUGUGCUACCUUGUGCUGGUGCCACUUCAAGUGUAUGCUGCUAUGCGCCAGCACCAUCCAGUGACACGACUCUUCACUGCCAGUCUCAUUCUGGAGUUCCUAGCUCUUUGCCUUAUCCUGCUGCAUGUCCUUAAAUUUUCUUUUGAUGGAACUGGCAUUCAUCAACUAGCUGUUGCUGGUGACAUCUUAGACAUACUUUCUCGGACAACAUUCAUGUUGCUGCUUCUGCUUCUGGCCAAAGGCUGGGCUGUUACAAGAUUGGAAUUUACAUGGAAACCUUUAGUGUUCACUAUUUGGUUCCUGUAUGGGGUGGUACACAUCCUGCUCUAUGUAUGGAAUAUGACAGAAGUGGAUAUAAUCGAAGAUAUAGAUGAGUACCAGACAUGGCCUGGUUGGCUGAUCAUUUGUUUCCGAACAAUGAUCAUGAUUUGGUUCCUGUUUGAGCUGAGGAAUACCAUGAUGUAUGAACAUAACACUCAGAAGCUGAACUUCUUCCUGCACUUUGGUGCAUCAGCACUGGUCUGGUUCAUCUACCUGCCUAUCAUAGCACUUAUUGCGUUACAAGUAUCAGCUCUCUGGAGGUUCAAAUUGCUGCUUGGAAUAACGUACUCUGCAGACUGCUUGGCUUACUGUGUCAUGACUCAUCUCCUGUGGCCUACAAGAAGUGAACAGUACUUCUUGUUGGCAGAAGACAUGGACCUCAGUGAUGAAUUAGAUGAAUUCAAUGAGGCUCCACAUGUAGUUAACAACUACAUAGCACUGAAUAAUCACCAUCAUCAUCAUCAUCAUCAACUCAAUCACCACCACAGUGUUAACUCGGAACCACCAGACCUUACGAAAGUAAUCACGUGAAUCAGCUCAUGUCUCAUGAAUUUUUUGUGCCACAUUUUCAUGAUAAACAAUUUGUCAAAGAAAGUAGAGUUCAAAAAAGGUUUAUUCUGUUACAUACAUGGAUAUGUUACAGUGCAAUCUGAAUACAUAUAUAGUAUUGUUAAAUCAACACUUGUUAGAAAUUCUCAUCACUUAAGAGACUGACAUCCUUCCACAAGUGAGAUUAACUCAUAUUUUAUGUAGGAAAAUACAUUGUUUCAUUUAUGAACCAUUAUCAUUUCACGAACAUGUCGAGCAGUUAUGUUUAACUGCCUCCCACACAUUUUUGUAUGUAAUAAAAAUUAAAUUGUUUUCAAUACUUUUCAUGAGGUAUGUAUGAAUGUCUGAAAUAAAAAGGAUACAUGGCCUCUAGCAUGAGCCUUAAUAUUAGACUAUUAUGAAAAAUACUGAAUUAGCAGUAUGACUAAAGCUAUAAGAACACUGACAUAAAUGAAUGCUUAGGGAGAAUAUUUAACAUUUUGAAAAAUAAAAACAAAUUCUUUAUGCUAAACAGUGAUUUUGAAUUGGACUCCAAAUUUUUUGUCCUCCAGUAUGGUAGCUUUACCAUAUUAUAGGUAUUUAAAUCAAUAUAAUUUUGGAUAUUGAUGUCACUUCUGUAAUAUUGAUAUUCAGUCAGAUAAAAAAGAUGUCUCCAAAAUAUACCACAUACUGUACUUUUUGAAAUGUCUCCAUGUAUUAACUAUACCUCAAAACCAAAGUUGUCCCACACUUUGCUUUGAAAUUAUUGUGUAGUAAGUUCUUGAUGCAUAAACUUUUAUACAUUUUUAAACAUCUGUUAUCAAGGUCCUGACCAAAAAAUCAGAUUAUGAAAGUGUGUAGAACAGUUGCACUUUAACACAAUAUACUUGAGCUGAUUCUACAGAAGCUGACAUAUGAGUUGCAAUAUUUGAGGGGUUUCUUGGUUGUAUUGGCAUCAGAAGACACUACAUGUAAAUGGCAUAACAAAGA